UGUCGGUCAGUUGAUCACGGAUGGGCUAGCUGCCAAGUUUGGGGUGAAAAUGUUGUAUGAACCAAAGAUACAAGGAUUUCAUGGGUCUGUUGAAGGACUCGAAAUGCCUGGGAGCCCCAACAACAAACGGUUAAAAGUUUCGUUUGCCAAGACAAACCAAGCACCUCUUAAAAUAUCCCCGCGCUUUGGAGGAUCGGCGAGAGGCCACAAUGGAGUGCGGUCCGUCAUCGCCGCACUAGGCACCCAAGACUUUUAUCGCAUCCGCAUUGGGGUUGGGUAUCCAAAGCAAGGGCCUCUAGAGCAGUUUGUUAUGGAGAGGUUGUCGGAUGAAGAGCUCGAGUAUUGGAGGCCGGGAGGAGAGGGAAUCGAAAAGGUGUGGGAGGCCGUCGUCAAGAUCAUCGAGGACGA
Molecule: messenger RNA, 408 nt
Organism: Acaulospora colombiana
Lineage: Eukaryota; Fungi; Glomeromycota; Glomeromycetes; Diversisporales; Acaulosporaceae
Source: the annotation of a GenBank genome assembly